GUCUCUUCGGCCAGAGCCUUUCACCAGGAAAAGCUACCCAGCAUUCGCCUUCCCACAUAAGUAAGGCUCCUUAGUUCUUACUAGCAGUAGCAUUCCCAGGGUAAGCACCAAAUCAACCCACUGACGCUACCCGUUAUGCAGAACCAGGGAAUACAGGUUAAGGUGUGCUAUUACCAGAUCCUCGACAUUCCAUCAAAUGCCACCUUCGAGGACCUCAAAGCAGCCCGGCGAAAGAUGUCUCUGAAGUUCCACCCAGACAAGCUCAUCAACGAACCAGAUUAUGUACAGGUUGCCGGCGAGAACAAGAUGAAGGCCGUCAACAAUGCCUACGAAGUUCUGAGCGAUGCUGUGUUGCGUGCUAAGUAUGAUGCGACACUUACUCCACCAGAAGGGUCGAAGUCUCCUCAAUCGCCGAAGCGUCCACAAGCGUCCCAGCGACCUCAACCACAGGACUCACAGCAGCACACGCGGGAGCCUGAAUCGGAUCAAAGCCCACCGAGGAAUCCAAACGCACAAAAUUCCACACCAGAGUCUUCACAACCAAAGGCGAAUUCUCCGCCAUCUCCUGACGGUGCGCCUCCCCAGCAAGUGCGAGCACAUCUGUUGAAGAAGGGACUUCGACCCGCGUGAUGAGGUGAAUGGUGAAGUCGCCAAGAGGAUAAAUAUGGCUGAGUACAGUGGUUUUCGUCCUGAUGACGCUGUUUUGAGAUGAUAGGUAUGAGAGAAAGUUGAAUUUGCCUGGAAAUCACCCUACAGCACUCCUCACACAUCAAAGAUUUAGCAUACAAUGCAGGAGCUAGAAGGAAUCUAACACUUUUACUUGAACUAAUAGUAUAGAAGCUAGGAGGACUUCAACACCUUUACUUGACUAACAAUAUAAGAGCUAGGAGGAUUUCAGCACCUUCACUUUAACUAUGUUGCGCUUCUCUGAGGAUA
Molecule: messenger RNA, 936 nt
Organism: Cucurbitaria berberidis CBS 394.84
Lineage: Eukaryota; Fungi; Ascomycota; Dothideomycetes; Pleosporales; Cucurbitariaceae
Product: DnaJ-domain-containing protein
Exons: 1
Coding region: 136-630 (164 amino acids)
Source: RefSeq, a predicted model, not a curated record